Molecule: messenger RNA, 4164 nt
Organism: Porites evermanni
Lineage: Eukaryota; Metazoa; Cnidaria; Anthozoa; Scleractinia; Poritidae
Source: the annotation of a GenBank genome assembly
AUGGACUCGUAUCAUGGUUCAUCUAAAAGGGUUUCAAUUCAGUCUUUUCAUGAAGGCUUUGUGGAGUUAGAAGAGCUUGUCAGUAGCGACAAUGAAUUAGUUUGGAAAGAACGCGCGCGGUGGAUCAAACUCGAAGAGGACGUUGAAGAAUGUGCGAAUCGUUGGGGGAAACCUCACAUUCCUUGCCUUACAUUUCGUAGCUUAAGGGAAGUUGAAACAAACCUCCAAAAUGGAAUAAUCCAUCUGGAUCUUCAGAGCAGUAGCUUGCCCUCCAUUUGUGAUGCUAUUAUCAACGAGAUCAAAUUAUUGAAGAAGUUACCGGACGAGGAAUGUGACGCAGUGAAAGCUCUCCUGUUAACAAGACAUCAACAUCAGUACCAACAAAGAAAGCCUCGCACCAACGCCUUUGCCCGCCGCCUUUCGAGGAUUAUCCCUCAAGGGCAACGCCCAAGACCACCGUCGAGUGGGCAUAAAGGUCACUUGUCAAGCGUUAUGGAAAAGGCUUCUAGCUCUGAAAGUAAAUAUGAAUCCGAGUCGGAUUCAAUGUAAGUAGAGGUUUUUCUCUUGGUAGUUUAUUUAUCUUGAGACAAUCUAAUGCGCUAAAUUGUUUACCCGUAAUAAACACACUCAUAUACACCAAAACAAAACGUAUCUGCCGCAUGAACCUGUUAACAUUGGUUUUCACGAGCGACGGACUCGGAGUCGCGGAGUCUUUUGCGGAGACGGUUUCGGAGUCGGUCAGAAGAAUCAGAACGUUCCUGUUUUCUCCCGACUCUGUUCAUAACUUCGUCGCUUACGAUUUAGUGAAAACCAAAUUGUCGGAGUCGGAACUUGAAGCGGAAUGAUAAACCAAUCACAAUGCUCGUUGCCAUGCUUUCAGGUUUCUCAGUUCUGAGAAAUGGUAAGCUUCCACACGUAGCGUAUUUAAAUCGUUUUCGCCGGUCCACCUGAAAACACUAAAAUGACGGAAAUACGAUAGCAUCCUUGGUAGACACGGUUACGGGAAGCCGGCGUUUUCAAAAAUCUCCACUCUGGUGACCGUUCUUGAAAAGUAGCGUUUCCGGUGCCCGAAACGCAGUUUACACGUGAACGGUGAGGUAAAAAGAAGAAAAAACCUACGUUUUCAAAAAUAUCCGGUUACGUGUGGAAGGGGCCGAAGUUCUUCAGCUUCUGGUGGUGAAUCCGACUUGAACCUAGUUUUCACUAGAUCGUAAGCAACUGAGUCGUAAGCGGAUACAAAAGUUGUUUUCACUAGAUCAUGACGCUCUAUGCUUCUUCCGACUCGAUCCGAUCGACUAGAUCGCUAGAUAGUGAAACCAGCCUUCAGAAUGCGGUGGAUGAACUAUGUAAUAGACGAAGCUCAAUGUGACAUCGGCCGGUCAUAUUAGGAGCCUAUAAUACGCGGUAUUAAGGCAAUCGUUUGUAGACGCCGAAUGAUUAAUAAGCAACCUAAAAGAUGUUUAUAAAUUUCAGUGACAAACUGUGCGCUGACACCACCUUAAUUGUAAUACCUCGCGUAAGAUAGGAAUACCUUGGAAAGUUGCUAUUCACACAAUUUUUGUGACCCCGGUUUUUUUUUUUUUGAAAGAAGAGACUGCGAGACCAUGCUAGUUGUUCUUUCUCGAGGGUGUUUUUUUCUUGUUCAGCCUGUGAAUGAUCAAUCAUGUUUGGAAAGGCUGUAGAAGUGAAGACCAUGUACACGGCAAACGUCAGAUUCAACUUGAGAAUUUCUCAAAAUAGAAAAUGAGCAGAUAAAAACAGCUCAAAACAAUUCUUAAGGAUUAAAAAAUUGCAUAAAACUACUAAUUUAGGUGUAGAAUUAAUGAACAGUAAACGAAAAGUAAAGAGGAAACUUGGUCACGUGGUACAAAUUCGCGUUUGCCGUUUGACGUAAACGUGAUACUUAACUCUCUAUUACUAACCAUAACGAUAAUCUAAUAAACAGAAAGCUUUUGUUUUAUUUUCAGACCACGGGUAGGCAUUAAAACUAAAUCAGUGUUGCUACCCCCGCUUAAAACAGAACCGCAGUCACAUGCAAAUGUAACCGAAUUAGCAAUCCCCGUGACGAGCUUCUGUGGAGAAGACUUCGAAACUGAAGAACGCAUAGAGAAGUCCGACAUCAGAAAUAAAAUUCCCGCCGAUGCGCAGGCCACUACAGUGUUAGUUGGAGCUCACAAUGGUUUGUCCUGCGCUGUCAGCGCUUUUGUGAGACUCGCUUUUGGCUGUGAACUGGGGAACUUUGCUGAGGUAAACAUCCCUGUAAGAUUCAUGUUUGUACUUCUUGGACCUGAUGAUGAUAACGUUGAUUAUCAUGAGGUUGGACGCUCUAUUUCAACGCUGAUGUCUGAUAAAAUUUUCCUUGAGUCAGCAUAUCGAGCAAAGGUAAGAGGAGUAAAAAAAAUCGUUUUUCAAUGAAAUGUGUGUAGUACGCGUUAGGUGUGCACCCCUCCCCCUCCCCUUCACCCCAAAUAGUCCCCCAUUCUCCCCAGGUACGCAAAAUUGUGCCUAAGGCUAUGUUCAUACUAUACCGGAAAACUUUAGCGCCGGCAUGAAAACCACACCGGAUAUAGGGCUUCAAUUCACACAUACUAACCAGUGGCGUAUCCAGGGGAGGAGCCCAGGGAGCCCGGCUCCCCCCUCCACCCCUUUUAAGAUCAAAAUGAGGCCCGAAGUGCUAAAAAAACAUUUUCUUGAGACCGCCCCCCUUAUCUCAGGGUCUGGAUGACCGACACCUCCCCCCCCCGCCUUACCUGAAAGUUGGGAUCCCCCACUGCUUAUGGUGAUUUUGCCGCACCGAUCUCCAAAGUGGUGAGUCACAUAUCGAUCAGAUUGCUGUUCGGCAUACUAUACCAAUUGGUUUUUCUUGUCGGCACGAAAAGCUGUACCGUGGAGUGUUAACAAAGCUUAAGAUCAAACGGCGUUCAAACCCCGAUAUAAAGUCUAGGUUUGCACUGUGGAAUUUGAGGGUAACUUUAAAAUUGCUCACCUCCCAAACGGUAUCGAGCUUAUUACUCUUCUUAAAGCAUCCUCAAUGAGUAAGUAAACGGGAUUCAGGUACUUAAUCUGGAUAAUACAAAAUAAUGAAAACAAACAGUGUGUACUUUGGUACAGGGUUACAAUAAAGUCGGUUAUCACAGCACUUCCUCUUUUUAAGAUGAUUUUAAUGCACUUUAUGUAAGAGGCGCUGCACGAGGGACGGAAGCCCUUUAAAACUUAAAUUUAUGUCUUCGAGCACGUGCAGUAGAUCGUCCUCGCAUUCCUGUGAACAAAGCCUAAACCCGAGGCUUGGGGUAACAAAUAACAGUAAUUUUUAUGAUCUUGUAUGAAUUGUCAAGCCAAGCCUCGACCUCGUGCGUUUUAUUGUGUUUGUUCAUUGGAGGGGAACGCGGGACGGGUCUGUACACGUGACAGUCAGCGCGACGGUGAAACUCUUUUCCAAUCCCACCAAUCAUUGCCCACGAGCCUUGAGUGCUACUCCGUGUCUUCAGAUGAGAUCAGUAGCAUUUUACCCGUCUGUAGGGGCUUUUUUAAACACUCCAUGGAGCUUUAAACCAGCUAUUGAGAGAGUAUAGACGCUUUUUUCGUGGCAGCCAUUACUCUAAUUUUUACUUUUAAUAUUUUCAUUGUUGUAAUUUAUGUUAAGAAGUGUUAGCGUCCAUAUUUCUAACUUAUUCUUUUCUACCUUAGAGCAAACAAGAUCUGCUGGAUUCUUUGUACUGCUACAUGGGCGAUUGUCUCAUCAUCCCGCCAGGGGAUUGGGAUCGAAACCUAUUGAAUCAAACGGUGCCCAUAUUGGCCAAUCAGGCUAAAGCACUGUCAUGCAGAAGAAGGCGUGGUGGGAGUACAGACAGCCAGGGGGUGCAAGAGAACAUCUUCCGCGAGGUAAUUCAAGAAAACGAGGCCUCCAACGAUCCUCUUGCUAGAACAGGAACAUUUUGUGGUGGACUCAUACGCGAUAUAAAGAGGAGGCUACCUUUCUAUGUCAGCGAUUUUAAAGACGCUUUAGAUGUUCAUUGUUUACCGACAAUUAUCUUCGUUUACUUUGCGUGCCUUGCGCCGGCAAUCACUUUUGGUGGUUUGCUAAGCGAAAAGACUGAUCAAUGGAUGGGAGUUUCAGAAAUGAUCCUGGCCACCGCAUUGUCUUCCCGCUUCGCAAGCUUUUAG